This is a messenger RNA of Dryobates pubescens (Downy woodpecker), 646 nucleotides long. Its product is annotated as cytoglobin-1. Gene Ontology annotation, biological process: oxygen transport. Gene Ontology annotation, molecular function: iron ion binding; heme binding; oxygen binding. The record is from RefSeq and is a predicted model, not a curated record. The coding region runs from base 91 to 546 and encodes 151 amino acids. NCBI's taxonomy places the organism in Eukaryota, Metazoa, Chordata, Aves, Piciformes, Picidae. The transcript is spliced from 3 exons.
CCUGAGGAGUGAACUGAGGCAGAUCUGCCCCAUCAGAACUUCCUUGUUCUUCUCUCUCCUGCUGUGUCCUUUGUUGUCAACAUCUCCUCCAUGUCAUUCUCUGAAGCAGAGGUGCAAAGUGCCCGUGGGGCCUGGGAGAAGGUAUUUGUGGAUGCUGAGGAAAAUGGGACAGCUGUGCUGGUCAGGAUGUUUACUGAGCACCCAGACACCAAGUCCUACUUCACACACUUCAAAGGCAUGGACUCUGCUGAAGAAAUGAAGCAGUCGGAUCAGGUCAGGGGCCAUGGCAAGAAGGUUUUCACUGCCAUCAAUGACAUGGUGCAACACCUGGACAACUCUGAGGCUUUUCUGGGGAUAUUGAAUCCACUUGGCAAGAAACAUGCGACUCAGCUGAAGAUUGACCCCAAAAACUUUAGGAUUAUCUGUGACAUUAUCUUGCAACUGAUGGAGGAGAAAUUUGGUGCAGACUGCAAAUCUUCCUUUGAGAAGGUGACCAAUGAAAUCUGCACUCACCUGAACAAUGUCUACAAAGAAGAGGGUUGGUGAAGGUCUGCAGCCUCCAGGCUCUCCAAACAUCUCACCAGCACUGAAUUGCUGCUUUGGGGCCUCCAGCCACAGCUGGAAGAAUGAAAAAGUAAAAAACAAA